AUGUCACAGACAGUCGGAGCAACAAGACUCGCCUACUCCCGAGUAUGGCACCACAUCUCGGCCUCAACCCCUCACACCGGCCUCAGCACGAUCAAGUCCCCCCCCGAAGCCGUUACCCCGCCGUCGCUCGGCCGCCUCGCCUCGCGCAUCGCCUUCAUUCUCAUGGGGAAGCACAAGCCGAUCUGGGACCCGUCUACUGACUGCGGCGACUACGUGGUCGUGACGAAUUGUGCGGCGCUGUACACGACGGGCCACAAGAUGUACCGCAAGACUUAUUACCGACACAACACGCGGCCCGGGUCGCUGCGCAGUAUCACGAUGGAUGUGUUGAAGGAUAAGUUUGGUGGAUCAGAGGUGUUGCGUCGGGCGGUCAGUGGUAUGCUGCCGAAAAAUAGGUUGCGGGAUAAGCGGUUGUCACGGCUCAAGGCGUUUGAGGGCGACGCUCAUCCGUACAAGCAGAAUUUGAUCCGUUUUGGGGGGAAAGUUGUGGGGACGGAAGGGUGGGAGGAGGUUGCGAGGGCAGUGAGGGAGACAGAUGGCGCGAGGAUAUAG
Molecule: messenger RNA, 552 nt
Organism: Dichotomopilus funicola
Lineage: Eukaryota; Fungi; Ascomycota; Sordariomycetes; Sordariales; Chaetomiaceae
Product: ribosomal protein L13-domain-containing protein
Exons: 2
Coding region: 1-552 (183 amino acids)
Biological process (GO): translation; negative regulation of translation
Cellular component (GO): mitochondrial large ribosomal subunit; ribosome
Molecular function (GO): structural constituent of ribosome; mRNA binding
Source: RefSeq, a predicted model, not a curated record